Molecule: messenger RNA, 1533 nt
Organism: Apaloderma vittatum (bar-tailed trogon)
Lineage: Eukaryota; Metazoa; Chordata; Aves; Trogoniformes; Trogonidae
Gene: ALDH3A2
Product: aldehyde dehydrogenase 3 family, member A2
Exons: 10
Coding region: 1-1533 (510 amino acids)
Biological process (GO): aldehyde metabolic process
Cellular component (GO): cytoplasm
Molecular function (GO): aldehyde dehydrogenase (NAD+) activity
Source: RefSeq, a predicted model, not a curated record
AUGGAGAGGAUGCAGCAGGUCGUGGGGCGGGCGAGAGCCGCCUUCAACUCGGGCCGGUGCCGCUCGCUGGAGUUCAGGAUGCAGCAGAUGAAGGCCCUGGAGCGGANGGUGCAGGAGGUGGGUGCCUUCAGUGUCCUCCAUCCAGCCUCCCUGUUCUUGCAGUGUGGGCCCAAUGCGUACAGCCAUGAGAUCCUGGGCGUGCUGGGGGAGCUGGCACUGAUGAUGGACAAGCUGCCAUCCUGGGCAGCCCCUGAGCCUGUGAAGAAGAACCUGCUGACCAUGCGGGACGAGGCCUACAUCUGCCGUGAGCCACUGGGAGUGGUGCUGGUCAUCGGUGCCUGGAACUACCCUUUCGUGCUGGUCAUGCAGCCUUUGAUUGGGGCCAUCGCAGCAGGCAACGCUGUGGUGGUGAAGCCGUCGGAGAUCAGCGAGAACACGGCUCAGCUGAUAGCUGAUCUCCUCCCCCAGUACCUUGACCGGGAGCUGUACCCCGUGGUCACUGGAGGAGUACCUGAGACCACGGCGCUGCUGACGCAGAGAUUCGAUCACAUCCUCUACACCGGCAGCUCCUCAGUGGGCAAAAUCGUGAUGGCAGCGGCUGCGCAGCACCUGACGCCCGUCACCCUGGAGCUGGGCGGGAAGAGCCCCUGCUACAUCGACACGGACUGUGACCUGGCUGUUGCCUGCAGGCGGAUAACGUGGGGCAAGUACAUGAACUGUGGGCAAACCUGCAUCGCCCCCGACUACAUCCUCUGCGACCCGUCCAUCCAGAGCAAGGUGGUGGAGAACAUCAAGGCGACUCUGCAGGAGUUCUACGGGGAAGACGUGAAGUCAUCUCCAGAUUACGAAAGGAUCAUCAACAGACGUCACUUCAAGAGGAUCCUGGGCUUGCUGGAAGGGCAGAAGAUCGCUCACGGGGGAGAGGCCGAUGAGGCCUCGUGCUUCAUAGCACCGACUAUCCUCACCGACGUUUCUCCAGAGUCAAAGGUGAUGGAGGAGGAAAUCUUUGGACCGAUCCUGCCCAUUCUGACCGUGAAGAGCGUAGACGAAGCCAUUGAGUUCAUCAACCGUCGGGAGAAGCCCCUUGCCCUGUAUGUCUUCUCCAACAACAAGAAGUUAAUCAAAAGAGUCAUCUCAGAAACCUCCAGUGGGGGUGUUACUGGAAAUGAUGUCAUCAUGCACUUUUUCCUUGCAACGUUACCUUUCGGUGGUGUCGGUAACAGCGGGAUGGGCGCCUACCACGGCAAGCACAGCUUUGAGACCUUCUCCCACCGCCGCUCCUGCUUGAUCAAGGACCUGAAGAUGGAGGGUACAAACAAACUCCGGUACCCACCUGGCAGCCAGAAGAAGGUGGAUUGGGCCAAGUUCUUCCUCUUGAAGCGGUUUAACAAAGGUCGAAUUGGACUGAUCGUCUUAGCCGUGCUGGGAAUUGUGGCAGCAAUGGUGGCAAAGAAUCACCAGUCUGUGCUGAAGAGAAAAGCCCUCUUGAUUAUGCUGGCUCUUCAGAGGCUGGGCGGGCGCAGUGUGUGUUAA